AAUAUCUGCAGGUUUUCAUCUUUGCCCUCUUGUCGGAUUACCCGCUGGCUCUGCCUGUUUGCUUUCAGUAACUGUUUCUCAACAACACCGUCGCCUCCCAAAUCCAGCAUGGGUUAAGGUGCAAUUUUCUUUCCCUUUCUGUGAAGGGCCAUUGACUGUUCCACCCUCUGCAGAUGCCUCACCUGGAAGGACUGUUUGGAGCCCUGAAUGGAGAAUCUGGAGCACCGAAGGAUGUAAAAUUCAUAUCCCAAAACUUACACAAUGUUCUUCACUGGAAACUGGGAAAUGGGACAGAAAAUACCACGUACUUUGUACAGCACAAACAGUAUGGACAGCCAUGGUCAAACAAAACAGAAUGUUGGGGUAUCAGGGUAACUUGCUGUGACCUUACAGAAGAGACAAAACCAUAUUUUGAAAACUUCUUUGCAAGAGUAAGAGCAUUUUCAUUUAACAGAUUAACAGACUGGACACAGAGUGAGACAUUUCAUCCAAUAAGAGACACUGUUAUCGGGCCUCCAGAGGUUGAAGUGAUCUCCUCAGAAAAAUCUCUUUUGGUUAAAUUGAUUGCUCCCCUCAUAGCAGUCAAUGGAAGCCUGUCAGUGAAAGACACGUAUCUUGAAGUGAAAUAUAAUAUAAUCUUGUCUGUCAAAGCCCAGGGUCAGGCCAAUGUAGAGUAUCAGAGGACUUACAUCACAAACAACAACUCCUUUGAAAUCCAGCAUCUAAGUCCUGGAACAUCCUACUGCGUUUCCGUUCAAACAAAGGUUUCGUACAAUGAUAACAUUGGUGACCUAAGCAGGGAGCAGUGUGUGACUCUGGCAGAGCCAAGAAUUAGAACCAUUCAAUCAGUGAUUAUCUGCUCGGCAGGUGGGAUCAUCGUCGUGGUUGCACUUUCAAUUUAUCUGUGCUUUAAAUACAGGUGCAUCGUUGCCCCCAGGCCUCACUACCCCGCAGUCCUGACAACGUGGAAUAAUAAAAAGCAGGAGUGUCUUGUAUUUUAUCCUCAAAUAAUUGAGCAACCAGAUAUUGACAAAGGUGAAUUCAUAGACAUCUCAGACCAUCCCUGUCCCUUGCUGUUGCAAAACAAAUGUUUAACAAAUUCACCUUAUAGAAAAUAUAUCAAUGUUAAAUCUCCAGGUAAUUUGCAACACAGAGAUUUUGAUUCUAACUCGAUGCCCCUGGGUACCAUGGCAUUCUGUAGUUACCUUGAAAUGCUUCCGUUUUCUUGCUCGGACUAUGUACGAACAAUGGUAGAAUUUGACUCUUUGUUGCCUGUAGACCAAUCACAUGAGAACAUUGGAUUACGUGGAAUAUCCAGGGAACACUGGCAGUCUCAGGUCUGUGUCCAAAAUAAAUUACAAUCCCAAGAUCAGGAAGGAGAAACUUUACAAACACAGACAGAGUUCUUAACUGAAUCCCCAGAAUAUAUCAAUCAGGACAUUUGGCAGAACCCAGAUUUAAAUAAUCAGGAAUUAUUAUAGUGGUAGCUGAAAUAGCUCAGCUGCAGAGCAUUAGGCAAAAAGUCUAAAGGUUCCUGGUCCAAUCCCAGGUUUCGGCACUGAUACCCCAUUCUCCUCUCCUUUACUUAUCAGAUUCUGAUCUGCAGUGAUUCCCAGUCAGAUCAGAGACAGAGAUCCUCUUGUCCUUACCUUUCACCUUAUGAGCUCUCCUUUGUCCUUUCUGCCAGCUGUAAUGAAGUCCCACUACCAACCACAUUUCCCCACCUCUUUCUGCCUCCUGUGACUCCCUGUUCUGCCCAUGCUUCCAAACACAUUCCUCCCUUACCUCAGACUCUUUCCCCGCCCUCACAGUGGACUCACACCUACUUCCUCACCACCAUCCAGGGACAGAAAGCAGUCAUUCCAGGUUUACUGGUCUACUGCAUUUGGUGCUCCUGAUGUGGCCUCCAUAACACUGUAAGACAUAGAGCAGAAGUAGGCCAUUUAGCCCAUUGAGUCUGCUCUGUCAUUUGAUCAUGUCUAACGUAUUUCCUCGCAAUCCUAUUCUCUUGCCUUCUUCCUGUAACCUUUGACACCCAUACUGAUCAAGAACCGGUCCUCCUCUGUUUUCAAUCUACCCAAUGACAGCCUCCAUGGUUGUCUGUGGCAAUGAAUUCCACAGAUUUACCACCCUCUCGCUAAAGAGAUUACCCAUCAUCCCUGUUCUAAAGGAACUUCUCUUUAUUCUGAGGUUGUGUCCUCUGGUCUUAGACUCUCCUGAUGUUGGAAACAAUUUUUCCAUCUGAGCCAUUCAAUAUUUGGGAGCCUUCAGUGAAAUACCCCCUCAUUCUUCUGAACUCCAGGGAGUACAAGCCAUCAGACACACCUCAUAAAUUAACCCUCUCAUCCCCAGAAUAAUUGUCACAAGCCUUCUCUGUACCCUCUCCAACACUAGUACAUCUUUCCUUAGACAUAGCAUCCAACGUUCACAAUAGUCAAAAAGAGGUCUGACCAGCCCUUUAUAAAACCUCAGCAUUACAUCCUUGCUUUUGUAUUCUGGUCCUCUUGAAAUGGUUGCUAGUGUUGCAAUUGCCUUCCUUACUACUGACUCAACCUGAAAGUUAACCUAUAAGGAUCCCCGCAUUAGGACUCUCCCAAUUCCCUUUGUACCUCCGAUUUCUGAAUUCACCACUCAUUCAGAAAUUAGUCUGUGGCUUUAGUGCAUGACUAUACAUUUCCCAAUCUUGUAUUUCAUCUGCCACUUGUAAUCCCAUUCUUCCAUUCUGCUCAAGUCCCUGCUUCCUCAGCACUACUGCCUCUCCACCUGUCUCUGUAUCCUUCAUAAACCUGGCCACAAAGUCAUCAAUCAUAAACCUGGCCACAAAGUCAUCAAUCAUAAACCUGGCCACAAAGUCAUCAAUUCCAUCAUCUAGAUCAUCACCUGCCUCUCCACCUGUCUCUGUAUCCUUCAUAAACCUGGCCACAAAGUCAUCAAUCAUAAACCUGGCCACAAAGUCAUCAAUUCCAUCAU
Messenger RNA from Hypanus sabinus (Atlantic stingray), 2970 nucleotides. RefSeq names its product interleukin-20 receptor subunit alpha-like. The coding region runs from base 174 to 1481 and encodes 435 amino acids. Lineage: Eukaryota; Metazoa; Chordata; Chondrichthyes; Myliobatiformes; Dasyatidae. Gene Ontology annotation, molecular function: protein binding. The record is from RefSeq and is a predicted model, not a curated record. The transcript has 7 exons.